Messenger RNA from Lineus longissimus, 2744 nucleotides. Its product is annotated as ninjurin-1-like. The transcript has 3 exons. NCBI's taxonomy places the organism in Eukaryota, Metazoa, Nemertea, Pilidiophora, Heteronemertea, Lineidae. The record is from RefSeq and is a predicted model, not a curated record. Gene Ontology annotation, cellular component: membrane. Gene Ontology annotation, biological process: cell adhesion; tissue regeneration. Bases 524 to 1264 code for a protein of 246 amino acids.
CUUACUGCAUUGCUACUUUCUAUACAAACCUCCCAAAAGAUGCUGGAAGCCAUUCGGAUACACCGUCAUAAAGUUGUUCAAAAAUGGCCGGUGUCGAUUAAUUUGUAAUUGAUGUUGACACUCUUGGAGGCUGAGUAAAUAUCUUAUCCGCUGGAUUAGCGAUCGUAACUUCAAUGAUCUGCUCGAUCUCUGGCGAGGAGCUAGAGCGACAGCAGUCAGGCAGGGGUUGAUUUUUAACGGACUGACAUGCUUCUUGGAAUUGCUUGGGUUUUUAGUGUGUUGCCGUAGGACCAGCUGCCAUGAAUUAAUAGGAUCGACGUGAUCGAGGGACAAAUUGAUAGAAACGUCCUGGGAUUCUUGGACGCGCCCUCGGGACUAUAUAGUUGUACUUACUACCGGAAAACCGACAAGAGCUUCCGUUGCUGUCGAGGGCUUGAACAGGAUUCGUUGCCGUCGAAAGACAAUUCUCAGAAUUGAGUCGAGGUCAGCAGAGGUCACUCAGGACUUUUCCUGGGUGGUGGCUAUGGCGGAGAUCGGCUGGGGUCCGAAGAUGAUGAUCAUAGGCUACCCCACCCCUGCCCGGGGCAACCUACCCGAGAGUCCAUUGUUCCAGAUCAGGGCAAACUCGAAUUCAAGCCCAAUGUUAACAAGGAUGACCGAACUCACCAACACUCCCACCAUGAUCCCAAUGGUGGAGAUUAAUGGAACCCCCUCGAGGGACCGGCGCAGCAUCGGCAAGCCGGAUGAUGACGCAACUCUCACUCUGAACACAGGCACGAUAGAGAGGAGGUCUACUUCCAGUCUUGGGGAGGAUGAAAAUUUACCUCGUCGUCCAAGAAAGCCAUUCGAUUUUAAUCAAUACGCGACGAGGAAGACCAUUGCCACUGGCCUAUUGGACCUCGCCCUUCUCUCAGCAAACGCCUGCCAGAUGAAAAUAUGUCUACAACUGGGGCCAAGGCAAACAUUCUUCCAUUUGCUAAUGGUGCUAAUUUCAACGUCCGUCGUAUUGCAGAUAGCCGCCGCCAUAUUGUUUAUGCUGGUUGCCAGGGGUAAUGUCAGAGACUCUGAAACAGAGGACGAGAGAAACAAUCAGAAAAGGACAGCUUUGUUAAACGAUAUCGCUACUGGUUUAGUCUUCCUGAUCACUGUUGUCAAUGUUUUUAUUACUUCUUUCGGGAUGACGGACAAAGUCGAGGAGGAAAAUAGUCCUGCAAGCAAUUCUAACAAAGUUACGCCCAUUAAUCCGCCAACUGUGGCCUCGUAGCACCGAGUUUGUGGGAGCUACGAUGUUAAACUGACAGCUACGGACAAUCAUCACUUCGGCGCUGACUGCGUUUGUAAAUAUUUCAUCACAGGGAUAACCUAUUCGCUCUGUUUGGAACAAACAUAACCCUGUGUAGCUCGGCGAUGGGAAGUUCAUUCCAGCACUACCGAAAACAAAAUCAGACGGACAGACGCAGAUAAUCAUCAUUUUGUUAACAAUUCUUGUGUUAACACCAACAUUGGCUGUGGACGUGCGUUGGGAGUGAUGGAGCCGAUGAUGGGUGCUAUAAACGAUAACCCCGUAGCCUCAUCAUACAUACUAAUGAUGGCAAUUUAGCUGGGCUCCUGGUACCAGUGAAGUAGCGGUGUUCGAUAUGCUCCCAUCGUAAGCUCUGUAAUGAGCGUUAGAAAAAAAAUUCAGUAACACAUUUGUUACACUCUGAACGUUAAAAAGAAGUAACCCGUGGCUGGGGAGGGGGUCGUUUUUUUAGGAUACACCAAAGGCUAUCACUGUACGGUGGUCAAAUCUCUAAAAUGUAUAUAUUUUACAUCUUCAAAUGGUCAAAUGGUCAAUGAUGAUUUGCUCCUGAUGAAGGUCGUUCGCACCUUUUGUGGAGACAAGUAGAAACAGGGUGCUUGUGUUCGUGCCUGAUCAAUAGCUGGUCUUCGCCAGUAAUGACGGUAAUACGCACAAGCUCCUGGCAUUUAUUUCAGAGUAACCACUAUUCAUGACAAGCAUACGCCCUUCUAAUCAGCUGCACCAGAAUGGAUGCUGUCUAAGGAUAACGAGAUGUGUGCUAUAGCCAGCGCUACUUAGAACUUGUAUGUGUCUGUAUACAUCCUCAUCAGCAUUAAUGGCAAUAACUACCCAAAACACGCAACACGAUUGGGAAUAAUUCUCUGCAGCCAAUUCAACCUGGUUGUUGCGGCAAUGUAAGCUUGGUAUUGUAUUAAUGAGAUGAAAUGUUGUCUCGUAUUCUCAUUCCAAGCAGGUUGAGCUGUAUAUUGGUUUUCACGAACUGUUUGAAAUUUGUUUUACAUUUUAUAUUUAUACCAAGUCUCGGUUCUUGCUUGCGUAUAGAUUAAUUAUGUCAUUGAGUAAACCGGAUGUUGUUUUUAUAUUUGACCUAAGUUUAGUAUGUUUGGCUAUAUACCAUGUUCAUUUCCCUUGGGACUCCAUCCACAAUGAGGCCAAAGAAGGUCUAUAGGCAAAUUGCUUGAGCUUCGAGAUCGAUCAACACGGUCUUGGAGAAAUGUGCCAAUGGACUCUGCUCCUAUGAGGAUUCCUAAACCCAUAUUUGCAUCUGAUUCGUAAUUUUGAUUCGCCGUUUCCCAAAUGAUGAUGCAAAAUAAAAGAUUGGACAUUAAAAGUUAAUUGGUACUUUGAACAUGGUGUUUCCCAUGCGAGGAUGCGGCUAAUUAACGAUUCAUGGAUUUCGAUAUGUGUGAUGUGGUUGUUACCAACGAGCAAGCGCCUGACA